Molecule: messenger RNA, 1347 nt
Organism: Prunus armeniaca (apricot)
Lineage: Eukaryota; Viridiplantae; Streptophyta; Magnoliopsida; Rosales; Rosaceae
Source: the annotation of a GenBank genome assembly
AUGAUGGACAUGGAUAACUUCCUGGACUUUGAGUCAGAAGACCCACUCCUAAAUCGUCCUUCUGUUACUAAGAAAAGGAAGAAGGCUAUUGGGUUGGAUGACCUUUUGACUGAUUUCUACAAGGAAGAAGACAAGCUUGUUGAAAAGAAAUCUAAGCGUGCAAAACCACGAAGGAACAAUGAUUCAGAUGAGGAAGAUAAUCAUAUAGAGGCUGCGCUCUAUGACAUUGUCGAUAAAUGUGAAAACGAGAUGAGAGAAAUAAGCGGUAAGGAGGACAGCUUUGUGUGGGGCAUAUGCGCUUUUGGAGACCAGAAAACCCCAACUCCUCUAUCUUUUCCAGAGAUUAAAAGUUGCACACUCUUGCAGUCUUUCAUUAAUGAUGAGCUCAACUCUGUGAUUGAUAUCUCUACAGAAAAUGUAAAUGGCUGGCUUUCAAAGUUGGUUUUCGCCAGUCGUCAUCUAGAAAAAUCAGUGGCCACAUGGACCUUUAAUUUGAUGCUAUAUUCACCCAAAGAAGAUUUGAGGGCAUCUGCAUGUGACUUCUGGUGUGCUAUUCUCUCAUUUGAAAAUGAGGUUGACUUACAGCCUAUCAAAAUUGAUUGGUUUCCUAGCUAUUCUGAGUUAAAAAUAGCUCUUGAAAGCUAUGGUUUUCUAUUCAAAUUUUCAUCUAACACGGAUUCUGCUCGUUCCAAUUCUGCUUCUCGAGGUCCAGCUCAGAAUAUUAGAGCUUGGCUUAAACUUGCAACUGCUUCUUGUCAAAUGAGAAACAAAAGGGCUAUGUACUUGACCUCAGAAGCCGAAGAGUUGAUUGAAGUCAUUAUUUGUCUAUUUUCUGACCGCCAACUUCAAGGUCUUCUUGUGCUUUUGCAUGAAUGCAUGCAGUCAGCUAUCAGUUACUUCACUAACGAAGAAUGGGAAUCUAGCUGUGAGAAGAUAGCAAAAUCUCUUGCUUGCAGAGUACCUAAGGACUUGAACUGCCUAAGAGUUGUGGAAUGCAUUUCGGUAGUCAAUACUCGCUGUAAGCUGUUUAGAAGUACAGUUGCCCAUCAAAUCCUUCUUAGUUAUUUUGAUCAUAAGGCCCCUUCUGAAGAAGAGAUCCUAAAACUGCUUAUCCCAAUCAAUGUCAAAGACAAAAGCUGUGAUUUUUUCAAGAUGUACAUACACUUGGUGUUGACAGAGAAUUGGCUCUUGUCUAAUCAACUUUUAGAAGACAAGCCAGUCUUGAAGGCAAUGUGGCGCCUCUACUUAAGAAACUGUUCUUGCAUGAUAGCCAGCACAGACUUGCGGUGUUUUGCAUCUAAGGUCCGCAACAAGGCAUCAUAUCUUCUGCAAGGCACUGUCAGCUAA